This is a messenger RNA of Prinia subflava (tawny-flanked prinia), 4985 nucleotides long. It is a transcript of the gene SLC41A1, whose product is annotated as solute carrier family 41 member 1. Gene Ontology annotation, biological process: monoatomic cation transport. Bases 420 to 1937 code for a protein of 505 amino acids. NCBI's taxonomy places the organism in Eukaryota, Metazoa, Chordata, Aves, Passeriformes, Cisticolidae. Gene Ontology annotation, molecular function: monoatomic cation transmembrane transporter activity. The record is from RefSeq and is a predicted model, not a curated record. The transcript is spliced from 10 exons. Gene Ontology annotation, cellular component: plasma membrane.
GCAGAAAGCCCGCAGGAGCCUUGGGACUGUAACUCUGCAGAGGGACAGAGCCACUGGAGGAAGCGGUGGCAAGCAGAGCCUGAGUGCGAUCAUCUCCAAAAGCCAGCCCUCCCUUUCGCUGUUCCUUUAAACACCUGAUUUUCCCCCUGCCCCGCCGCAUCCGCUGGAAAACAAACUGGGAAGAGGCGCUGAGGCAUCGCACACCAGGGAGGGCAGCCUGGAGCCCGCCCCGGGGGCCGGGCAGGAGCAGCGCCGGGGGGCGCCGCUGCCGCCCCCAGCCCCCGCCGUGUCCCCCGGGUGUCCCCGCUUGAUGGGGAUCUCUGCCGCAGCACGGCUCCCCCCCGGACGCUGGGAAGGCCGCGUGGAGAAGCUGCUGGCGGAGGAUCCCUGGCUGUAGACCCGCCGAGGGUCGGGGCAGCAUGAGCUCCAAGCUGGAGCAGAAGGAGCCCCCCCAGACCAACGGGGCCGCGGUGCCCGGGGAGUGCCCGGCCAGCCCCGAGCCCUCCGAGUUCCUGGGAGCCCAGGGCGCUGUGGAAGUGGUGGUGCUGGAAUCCCGUGCCAACGCCAAAGGGCUGCGGGAGGAGGAUGCGCUGCUGGAAAACGGCAGCCAAAGCAACGAGAGCGACGACACCAGCACGGAGAGGGGCCCCGAGCCCGCCUCGCCCCUCAAGGAGACCUCGUUCUCCAUCGGGCUGCAGGUGCUGUUCCCGUUCCUCCUGGCCGGCUUUGGCACGGUGGCCGCUGGCAUGGUGCUGGACAUUGUGCAGCACUGGGAUGUCUUCAAGUACGUGACCGAGGUGUUCAUCUUGGUUCCUGCUCUGCUGGGCCUCAAGGGGAACCUGGAGAUGACCCUGGCAUCGCGCCUGUCCACGGCUGCUAAUAUCGGCCAGAUGGAUACACCCAAAGAGCUCUGGAAGAUGAUUACAGGGAACAUGGCUCUGAUCCAGGUGCAGGCCACCGUGGUGGGGUUCCUGGCGUCCAUGGCGGCCGUGGUGUUUGGCUGGAUCCCCGAGGGGCGCUUCAGCGUGGCCCACGCCGUGCUGCUGUGUGCCAGCAGCGUGGCCACCGCCUUCAUCGCCUCGCUGCUGCUGGGUAUGAUCAUGAUUGGGGUGAUCAUCGGCUCCCGGAGGAUGGGGAUCAAUCCUGACAACGUGGCCACGCCGAUCGCCGCCAGCCUGGGGGACCUCAUCACGCUGGCGCUGCUCUCGGGGAUCAGCUGGGGCCUGUACAAGGAGCUGGAGACCAAGGCCUACGUGAACCCCCUGGUCUGCGCCUUCUUCAUCUCCCUGCUGCCGGUCUGGGUGGUGCUGGCCAAGCGCAGCGCGGCCACGCGGGAGGUGCUGUACUCGGGCUGGGAGCCCGUCAUCAUCGCCAUGGCCAUCAGCAGCGUUGGGGGCCUGAUUUUGGACAGGACGGUGUCGGACCCCAACUUUGCUGGCAUGGCAGUUUUCACCCCAGUCAUCAACGGUGUGGGUGGCAACCUGGUGGCAGUGCAGGCCAGCCGCAUCUCCACCUACCUGCACAUGAGUGGGGUGCCUGGAGACAGCCCCGGGACGGCCCCUCGGAGGUGCCCCAGCCCCUGCAGCACCUUCUUCAGCUCAGACGUGAACUCCCGCUCUGCCCGCGUGCUCUUCCUGCUGGUGGUGCCCGGGCACCUGGUGUUCCUCUACACCAUCCACUCCAUGCAGGGGGGGCACACCACGCUCACCCUCAUCUUCAUCGUCUUCUACAUGACAGCAGCGCUGCUCCAGGUGCUGAUCCUGCUCUACAUCGCUGACUGGAUGGUGCACUGGAUGUGGGGCAGGCACCUGGACCCCGACAACUUCUCCAUCCCCUACCUGACAGCCCUGGGGGACCUGAUUGGGACGGGGCUCCUGGCCCUCAGCUUCCACGUGCUCUGGCUCAUCGGGGACCGGGACUCUGACGUGGGGGAUUAAAUCCCCCUGCUCCCCCCUGCCCACAGCUCUCCUCCUCCCCUUGGUUGUUUCUUUGCUUCCCCCUCCUCCCAGCCCCACCUCACCUUUGAUACUGGAUUCUCAUUAUUUUCAAUGGGAAUUUUACCUGGUUUAUAUUUCAAGCCGAGUUUGUACAGAAGAUCUAUCUAGUUUUAGGGAGGACAAACAAACAAACAAACAAACAAAAGUGUAACGAGACAAUCACUAAGUGCAAUUUUCGUAGCAGUUGUGUGUGAACCAAGGCUCCAGGGAAGUUCCUGCUCAGCCAGGUCGUGCAGGGAGCCCCCCCUGCCCACUCCCCCGAGGUGAAGGGCUGCUUUUUUUGCUUCAUAAGCGUUUUAAACCCUCAGGUUUGUUCUGCUGAGCUGGCACCUUCUGGCCACGAACAACCUGAGGGCACUGGGUACCCCUGCCUUGGCUCACUGGAGCUCCCAUGUCCAAAAAUGGGGAGGGGAGGAUGAGGAGGAUGGUGAGGAAGGCUCCUGUGCUCACCCCAGGGAUGUGAGUGAGCUCAUUUGAGAGCCCCAGCCCCUGGCUGGGCUCUGCUGGCAGCUCCAGGGCUCCCCUUUGCCACCCAGCCCAGACCUGGCGCCGCCUCUGCCCUGGAGCCCGGGGGUGCACGGGGCAGGGGCUGGGGGUGCAGGGGACGAGCAGGGCUGGAUUUGGGGGUGCAGGGCUGGAUCAGGGGGUGCAGGGCUGGAUCAGGGGGUUCAGGGGAUGAGCAGGGCUGGAUCUGGGGGUUCAGGGGAUGAGCAGGGCUGGAUUUGGGGGUGCAGGGGAUGAGCAGGGCUGGAUUUGGGGGUGCAGGGGAUGAGCAGGGCUGGGUCUGGGGGUGCAGGGCUGGAUCUGGGGGUUCAGGGGAUGAGCAGGGCUGGAUCUGGGGGUGCAGGGGAUGAGCAGGGCUGGGUCUGGGGGUGCAGGGGAUGAGCAGGGCUGGAUUUGGGGGUGCAGGAUCAGCUCCUGGCUGGGCUCUGCUCCCUUUUGCCACCCAGCCCAGACCGUGGCGCUGCCUCUGCCCUGGUGAGCCGGGUCCGGCUGCUCUGAGCUUCACCUGGAGGGGUUUGGGGGCUCUCCCCACCUCCAGACCCCCUCCCAGCUGCCAGAGAGCUCUGCAGGACCUGCUGGAGCCCCUUGGGCGCUGCCUCCUUGUGCUGCUCUGUUUUCAUGGCUCUCCUCAGCGCAGCUGACUUUCCCAGAGGGGUGGGAUGGACAAACAGCUCCUGGUUCUUGUGUCCAAAUUCCCUUUUGGUUGCUGAGGGGCCCCUUGCAGCCAGGGGGGAGCCACCCUGCAGUCCCCCAGCUGAGCCUGAGGUGCUCUGGGGAGGAGUUAGGGAAGGACAUCCCUGGGCUGCACGGGAUUUCUGUCACUGCAGAGGUGCCAAACAGCUGGAAAUGCAGGCACAGCUGGAAAUGCAGGCACAGCUGGAAAUGCCGGCACAGCUGGAGAUGCAGGCACAGCUGGAAAUGCCGGCACGGCUGGAAAUGCCGGCACAGCUGGAAAUGCCGGCACAGCUGGAAAUGCCGGCACAGCUGGAAAUGCCGGCACAGCUGGAGAUGCCGGCACAGCUGGAAAUGCCGGCACAGCUGGAAAUGCAGGCACAGCUGGAAAUGCAGGCACAGCUGGAGAUGCAGGCACAGCUGGAAAUGCAGGCACAGCUGGAGAUGCAGGCACAGCUGGAAAUGCAGGCACAGCUGGAAAUGCUGGCACAGCUGGAGAUGCAGGCACAGCUGGAAAUUGAGGCACAGCUGGAGAUGCCGGCACAGCUGGAGAUGCAGGCACAGCUGGAAAUGCAGGCACAGCUGGAGAUGCAGGCACAGCUGGAAAUGCCAGCACAGCUGGAAAUGCAGGCACAGCUGGAGCCCUGUGGCACAGGAACCCCCCUUGCCUUGUGUAAAACCUGGGGUUGGGGUUCAGCCCGCCUGGGGAGCGCAGGGUUCCCUCCCCUGCCGCUUCCCCUCCUGCUUUUUGUGCUGCUCAGGUCAGGGCUGCCUGGGAUUCCUUCUCCUCCCGUUAGGCUGAGCUGGGAGGGCAACAAAAAACCAGAGCUGGUGCACCCAGAUGGGCAAACCAAGACCAAAGUUAGGCCAGGAUCGGUGUCCCAGCCCGGGAUCUGGGUGCAGGGCUGGGACAUCCCGAGGUGUUGGAUGAAGAGGGUCAGGAUGAAGGAGUUCUGGAAGUCCCCAGGAGCAGGGGGAGCCAAACCAGGGCUCUGGGCUGCUCCAGGCCCUCCCUGGAGCUGUGGGAGCCCUUCCCUGGUGCUGGAGGUGUGCAGGAGGCAGAGGUGGGCUCCAGGCUGCUGCUCACCCCUCAGAGGAGCAGCUGUUGAAUUUUUGAGAUGUUUUCCCCCUUUUUUUCCCUUGCUAAUGCAACAUCAGGCUCCCUCCCCGCCCUCCUAUUUGUGGGAGCAGCUCUGACCCUCCUCUCCCCGCUCUGGUGACAUUUCACAGAUCUCCUGUGGCCAAAGCUGUGCUCAAAGUAAAAAAAAACAACCACAAAACCAACCCUGUCCCUGCUGGGGCUUCUGCAAUAUUUAUUUUCUGGCGUAUUCUCAGCUGCUCACCUGAUUUCUCUGCCUGAUGUUGUCAGGAAUAAAUGCAAGACUUCCUUCCAUUAACAUCUCAGCUUUUAUGGAUAUAGAGAGAAACUCUGCUGGCCUUUCUGAUGUCACAUCACCACUUAAUCCCCCAGGAAAAGAUUCCCUGGAGGAGGAAUAUGCCUCUCGUGGGGGUGGAGGGGGGGUCUGUACAUUAAAUAUGGUCAAAGGUGUGCUUGGGGAAUGGUCAGGGAAGAAUUUCAUUUAAAACUGAGGAAUAUUGAUGGAAAAAAAAUUAAAACAACCAACCCUCUUCCCACUGGUUGCACUCCAAUGCAUGCCCACUCUACAGCUGCCUGCAGAUGAGAAUCCUGGUUUACUCUUUUAUUAAAGGAAAAAGACUGUCUUAAUUAUUUAUAGUUCCUAUAACUGACAGAUGUUGACCUAAUGGAUAAAUUAUAUUUGGUUAAAUAAAGAUGACAUUUAUUUAUGUGGA